Molecule: messenger RNA, 1958 nt
Organism: Ricinus communis (castor bean)
Lineage: Eukaryota; Viridiplantae; Streptophyta; Magnoliopsida; Malpighiales; Euphorbiaceae
Product: MLO-like protein 12
Exons: 14
Coding region: 216-1775 (519 amino acids)
Biological process (GO): defense response
Cellular component (GO): membrane
Source: RefSeq, a predicted model, not a curated record
CAUUUUAAUUCUUUCUGUUGUUGUUUUCUCUUCGUGUUUCACUCGCCACCAAAAGGGAGCACCACAUACCACGAAACUUGAACAAAAACCAGCUGGGACCUGGUUAAUAUAUUGGGUCCUUAGUCCUACUACUUAUACUUGCAUUUGUCUUCUCCUUUGCACCUAAAGAAGCUAGGCAAUUCAGUUCCAGCUUUCCAUAUUUCUGUUAGAGAGAUAUGGCUGAAGAGGUAGAAGAAAGGACACUUCAGACAACACCAACAUGGGCUGUAGCAACCGUUUGCUUCAUUCUGAUCUUUAUUUCAAUUACAAUUGAGCAAUUGCUCCAUCUUUUAGCUAAGUAUUUCAACAAGAAAAGAAGGAGCUCACUCAUAAAGGCAUUAGACAAGAUUAAAUCAGAAUUGAUGCUAUUGGGUUUCAUCUCAUUGUUGCUUACUGUGAGCGAAAAGCCAAUUGCAAAUAUCUGUAUACCGAGGACCGCAGGAGAAACUUUUCUUCCCUGUGGUAGUGCCAGUUAUAUUGAGAGUGAGGAAGAAGCCAAAUGUGCAGAGCAGGGAAAGGUUUCUCUAUUAUCCAGGUCUGGUGUGAGGGAACUCCAGUUCUUGAUCUUUGUGUUGGCUUCUUUCCAUUCUUUAUCAUGCAUACUCAUAUUCGGUUUAGGGAUGGCCAAGAUGAGGAGAUGGCAAUCUUGGGAGGCAGAAACAAGAACUUUAGAAUACCAAUUCUCCAAAGAUCCAAGGAGGUUUCAGCUCACCCAUCAAACAUCAUUUGGCAAGAGGCACCUGAGAUACUGGAGUGAACACAGCCUUCUCCGAUGGCCGACAUGUUUUUUGAGGCAGUUUUAUGGUUCAGUCUCUAAAGUUGAUUAUCUCACUCUUAGACAUGGAUUCAUUACGGCACAUUUUGAACAAGGAAGCAACUUUGAUUUUCAAAAAUACAUCAAAAGAGCUUUGGAGGUUGACUUUGGGGUGGUGGUAGGAAUAAGCUUCUGGAUAUGGAUCUUUUCUGUCUUUUACAUAUUCUUCAAUGCACGCAAAUUUUACAGUUAUUUAUGGCUUCCAUUCAUUCCACUAGUGAUGCUGUUGUUAGUUGGUACAAAACUGCAAGGCAUCAUAACAUUAAUGUGCUUAGACAGCCACGACAAAUCUCAUGUUGUCAGGGGAACUUUGCUGGUUAGGCCUAGUGACCAUUUCUUUUGGUUUGGUUGGCCCAAAUUGCUACUCCACCUCAUUCACUUCAUAUUAUUUCAGAACUCCUUCCAACUAGCAUUCUUCACCUGGACUUGGUUCAAGUUUGGUCUAAGGUCAUGCUUCCAUAGAGAAACAGAGGAUAUUGUUAUAAGGCUGGCCAUGGGAGUCUUGGUGCACUUCCUUUGUGGCUAUGUAACAUUACCUCUAUAUGCUUUAGUCACACAGAUGGGCACAUCAAUGAAGAAAGCUGUAUUUACGGAGAAUGUGGUUGCAGGCCUGAAGAGAUGGCGAGCCAAGGCGAGGAAAAACCUGAAGAACUCCUACGCUGCUCGCCCUUCCCUUGAUGCUUCACUUUCUUUGGAUACUUCACCUUCUCUCGAGACUUCACCUUCUUUUAGCCUUGAUGCUUCAAACACGGUAGACUUUGAUCGCGGGUUGGAUGCUGAACACGUUGUUGCCAUUGAAGUUAUGGGUGGGGAUGUAAAAGAAGGCAAUGACAAACAAACUGAGGAGCAUCAGAAAAUGGAUUCCUUUGAUGGGUUUGAUCCAAGUGUGACCAGUGCAACAUUAGUUUCAGAAAAAGCAUGACACCUCUAGAUCUUAGUAGCUCUUUACAUUCAUAUUCCCUAUGCCCAUAUUUCCAUAUUUUUAUUCUAUGGUAUGGGCUAAUGGAUUGUUAGUAUUGUAGAAAAUCAGUAUUUGUUAUAUAUUUCUUCAUCUCUUGUAUGGUUUAUAUAUAAAAAUUUUAGUUAAUCCUUCAGAUUGAGGUUA